AGCUGAAUUGAUUUGGUGAGGUCAGUUUUUGAUGUUUUGAUUGUUGUUGUUCGAUUUCUGUUACUAUGUAUUGUUGCUUGUACUUGUGUUACUUCUUUUUUUUGACUGUUGAGCCGAGGGUCUGAGGAGCAUAGAGUGUAAGCAGAAUUUUGGUAGUUUCAAGAUAACCCCAUAAGCUUAAUUGAUAUGCUGAGGUCAUUUUUUGAUAUCUUGAUUGUUGUCCUUCGAUUUCUAUUACUAUCUGUUGUUACUUGUACUUCUAUUACUUCUUUUUUCGACUGCUGAUCUGAGAGUCUGCAGGAUUUGGUAACUUCAAGAUAACCUCAUUAGCUGAAUUGAUUUGCUGAGGUCAAUUUUUGAUGUCUUGAUUGUUGUUGUUCGAUUUCUAUUACUAUCUGUUGUUGCUUGUACUUCUUUUUCUCGACUGUUGAGCCAAGGGUCUGAGGAGCCUAUAGAGAGUACGCAGAAUUUUGGUAAUUUCAAGAUAACACAAUUAGCUGAAAUGAUAUCCUGAGGUCAAUUUUGAAGUCUUCAUUCUUGUAGUUCGAGUUCUGGUAGUCUCUGUUGUUGUUUGUACUUCUAUUACUUAUUUUUCUCGAUUGUUGAGCUGAGGAUCUGAGGAGCAUAAAGUGUAGCAGAAUUUGGUAAUUCCGAGAUAACCCCUUUAGCUGAGUUGAUUUGUUGUGCUCAAUUUAAAGUCUUUGAUUCUUGUACUUUCUUUACUUAUUUUUCUGGACUGUUGAGCCUAGGGUCUAUCGGAAAUAGGCUCUCCACCUCUGUUGUAGGGAAGAUGGUUUUCAGAAGAAUUCUUGUUUUGAUGAUGGGAUGUCUGGGAUGUGCUGAUCAGACAACAGAACAAAAUGCUAAUAAUAAUAUGGAAUCCAAGUCAUCAGUUGUAGAUGAAUCUGCUAUUACUACUCUUAGAGUCAGACUUAGUGAUGGGAGGUACCUGGCUUAUAGAGAAAGAGGAGUACCCAAGAACAAGUCAAAAUACAGCAUCAUUCUUGUUCAUGGAUUUGGCAGCUCCAAAGAAAUGAACUUUAUGGCUUCUGAUGAACUCCUGGAUGGAAUGGAGAUAUACCUCCUGAUAUACGACAGAGCUGGAUACGGAGAGAGUGAUCCAAAUCCAAAACGAUCCGUUAAAAGUGAAGCAUCUGAUAUCGAAGAGUUAGCUGAUCAGUUGCAAUUAGGAUCUAAGUAUUAUGUUAUUGGCGUGUCGUUGGGAUGUUACCCUGCUUGGAGCUGCAUCAAACGCAUUCCUCAAAAGCUUGGAGGAGUGGCUCUAAUAGUCCCGUUUAUAAAUUACAAGUGGCGCUCGCUACCUGAUGAUCUCACGAAGGAUGAUUACAGGAAACAACUCUGCCGGCUUAUGCUUUUGCUCACAUGUUAUACCCCGGGGCUAUUACAUUGGUGGUUCACUCAAAAAAUGUUCCCAUCAGCUACUGUUCUUGAAGGAAAUCCUAAAUUUUUUUGUGACAAAGACUUGGCCGUCUUGAAGAAUACAGACGGAUAUCAAUUGUUCACUCAGGACGGGAUAAGGAAACGAAGGGUAUUUGACUCCCUUCGUCGUGACUUUAUUGUGGCGUUUAGCAAGUGGGAUUUUGAUCCACUGGAGCUAAGUAACCCGUAUCCACAAAACGAAAGCUCUGUUCACAUAUGGCAAGGUUACGAGGACAAGGUUGUGCCCGUUCACUUACAAAGACACGUCUCGCAAACGCUCCCUUGGAUUCGGUAUCAUGAAGUUCCUGAUGGUGGGCAUUUGCUUGUGUAUGAUACUGCUGUGUGUGAAGCUGUCUUGAAAUCACUUUUGCUUGGAGAAGAUCCUCCAUUGUACAGGCCUAAAUUAGGUGUUUGAGUCUAAGUUGCGCGGACUCUUCACUUUCAUUGCCGCACUCGUGUUGGACUCUCAAAAAACACACUACUUUUGGAGAAUCCGACUCGCACCGAUUGACAUAUUUGAAGAGUCCAAACAACAUAGGUUUGAGUAUUAGUUCAUUCAUUGUACCCAAAGAUGACCGUUGUAAGUUACUCCAUCUGUAUCAAUUUGUUUGUAUUACUUUCUUUAUAGUCUGUAUAAAACGUAGUCUCUUUCCUUUUUGGGCGAUUCGGUAAUUUCAAUUUUUUUACAUGGCAUAUGUAAGGUGACAUGAUUAAAGGGUAUUUUGAUACAAUUCAA
This is a messenger RNA of Solanum lycopersicum (tomato), 2176 nucleotides long. RefSeq lists its product as uncharacterized. The record is from RefSeq and is a predicted model, not a curated record. NCBI's taxonomy places the organism in Eukaryota, Viridiplantae, Streptophyta, Magnoliopsida, Solanales, Solanaceae.